CGCACGUUUCGAGAUAUAGAGACACUCGAGAUUCGCUAUAGAAGUGCGCCCGCUAUAACUUGUUAAAAAAAAGGUUUUGAAGAGGUGCGAAGUCGACGUUUUUACCAUUUUCCAAGAUAUGCAUUCAGCAGGUUCAUCUGCAUCAUUCUGCCCAAACGGCUGUGGCUAUCCUGUGGAGCGUGAUAAUAUGAAAAGUUAUCUAUCAUUACCAAAACCAGAAGACCAUUUGUUGACUUCAAAAACAAAAAGAGGUUCACCUGAUGAAAAUUGUCUACAGAUUCUGGCUCCAGGUCACGACACCCAUGAGAAGAAAAGUGUGACUGAAUGCAAUGAAAUAGAACAACAAUAUAAACAAAUGUAUGAUUCAAAGAAACAGUUGAUGAUGAACAAGGAAGAGAUGGAACAUAAAUGUGAACAUUGUGGAGAGAAAUUUGAUUUACUAGGUUUGAAAACACAUGUGGGAAUUAAGAUAGAAAAGGUACAAUUUCAAUGUGACCACUGUGGAAUGGAAUUUGACCACAAAAGUGAAAUGGAAAGACAUGUGAUGAUACAUACGAAAGAGAAUCUAUUUGAAUGUAAACAUUGUGCAAAGACAUUUAAGAAAAAAAUUGAUCUGAAAAUGCAUUUAAGGACACAUCCAGAAGAGAAUUUAUAUGAAUGUGAACACUGUGCAAAGAGGUUUUACAGCACUUAUCAUUUAAAAAGACAUUUGUUGGUACAUUCAGUAGAAAGACCAUAUCAAUGUGAGCUUUGUGAAAAGAAGUUUAAGAGCGAUAGUAACUUAAAAUCACAUUUAAUGACACAUUCAGGGGUAAAACCAUUUGAAUGUGAACAUUGUGCAAAGAAAUUUAUAAGAAAUAGCGACUUGAAAACCCAUUUGAGGAUACAUACAGGAGAUAAGCCAUAUGAAUGUGAACAUUGUGCAAAAAAAUUUCAGAGUAAUAGUCAUUUAAAAACACAUUUGAGGAUACAUACAGGAGAGAAAGCACCUGAAUGUGAACAUUGUGCAAAGAAAUUUAUAAGAAAUAGCGAUUUAAAAGCACAUUUGAGGAUACAUACGGGAGAAAAGCCAUAUGAAUGUAAACAAUGUGGGUUGAAGUUUAGCCAUAACAGCGCAUUGAACCAUCAUUUGAAGAAACAUUCAGAUUCAGGAGAUACACCAUAUCAAUGUGAACAUUGUGCAAAGAAAUUUACAAGCAGUUUCAUUUUGAAAAGACACUUAAGGAUGCACUCAAGUGAACGACCAUAUCAAUGUGAGCAUUGUGAAAAGAAAUUUAAGAGUGAUAGUAAUUUGAAAUCGCAUAUAAAGACACAUUCGGGGGUGAAACCUUUUGAAUGUGAACAUUGUUCAAAGAAAUUUAUAAGAAAUAGCGACUUGAAAACUCAUUUGAGGAUACAUACGGGAGAUAAACCAUAUGAAUGUCGACAUUGUGGGAAAUCGUUUACCCAUAUAAGCACUUUGAUCCAACAUUCCGUUUUACAUUCAGAAAAAAAACCAUUUGAAUGUGAACAUUGUGCAAAAGUAUUUAAAAGAAUUAGCGAGUUGAAAGCACAUUUAAGGAUACAUUCUUCAGGACAGACACCAAAUGAACGUCAACCACAUAUGUGUGAACAUUGUGAAAAAAAAUUUACAAGUGGUAGAGAUCUGAAGAGACAUAUAAGGAUACAUACAGGAGAGACACCAUACGUAUGUGAGCAUUGUGGAAAGAAGUUUAAGAUGGUUGGCAGUUUGAUCAGUCAUUUGAGGAUACAUACAGGAGAGAGACAAUUUUUAUGUGAACAUUGUGCCAAGAAAUUCAAGACCAAUGGUGAUUUGAUAACGCAUUUGAGGAAACACACAGGCGAGACACCAUACGAAUGUAAACUUUGUUUGAAAAAGUUUAAGAGCAAUAGCAAUUUGUAUACACAUUUGAAGAACUUACAUUCAGAAAAAAAGCCAUAUGAAUGUCAAUUUUGUGAGAAGAAAUUUAAGAGCAGUAACUAUUUAAAAAUACAUAUGAGGAUACAUACAGGAGAGAUGCCCUACAAAUGUGAAGUUUGUGAAAGAAAUUUUAAACACAGUAACACUUUGAAAAGGCAUUUGAGGAUACAUACAGGAGAGACACCUUACGAGUGUGAACAUUGUGGAAAGAAAUUUAGAACCAAUAGCGAUUUAAAAAUACAUUUGAGGAUACACACUGGAGAAACACCUUAUAAAUGUGAGCAAUGUGCAGUAAAAUUUAGAUACGGUAGAGAUUUGAAAAAACAUUUGAUGAUUCACACAUAAAAAAGAUAAUUUAAAUGUGAACAUUAGCAAAUAAAAGACAAAUUUGUAAAUAAGGAAUAAUUUGAGACAAUAAUUUUGUUUAUAUAAAUGCAGGGAUGUAGUUAAGGUGGAGCCACCAAGCCUUAAUAUUUUCCACCCAGUCUAAAGCCAAUUCCAUGGCCCUCCACCCACCCUUAUUAACCCACUUUUCCAUCCUUAAAAUCCACUCAUUCAUAUUUAUUUAGAGUUUGCCAAUGUUUUCACCCACCACCCUUAGUUUCCUAGAGCAACAACGCUGUACAGUGUAAAUGUUGAUACUAACAUACUGUAAAGAUGAUUUUGGGGUUAUUUUGUCCUGUUGUUUAGUGAAUAUACACCUUUGUUUCAGCAACACUUUCUGAAGUAAAUACAUUACGGACUGUAAUUUGAAUAAUUAAUAAAUUCUUGCAUGUGUUGCUUUUAUGCUCCUCGCUCAAUAAUUUGUACAGUAGUUUUGCCUGUAGCCUGUUUUAAAUUUACACUAACAUACUGUACAGCUUACGAAAUGGAUGGUGCUACGAUAUAUUUCUUCCAGGUUUGUGCAGGCAUCUGUGCAGUAUUACUGUAUGAUAUCAGCAGAUAAUUUAUUUUCAAUAAAAAUUGAUUUAUAAAGCCUAAUAUCCUCAACAGAAUGCUAUGAUUAUUAGCACUGUGAAAUGAAUUUAUUUCUUAUAUUUUUAAGAUGAAAUGAAAUCUGCCAUAAGGGAGAGGUUGCAGGUUGAUUGAAUCCCACCUGACACUUUUUAUCAUACAUACACCGGUACUUGAAGUUCCACGAAGUCUUUUAGCAAAGCUUUCUUGGCUAUGCAAAAUUUGCUUUAUUAUAAAACCCCUCUGAGUAACCAUGUCAUAUAUUGUCUAAAAGGUGAAAACUUCAGUGGGAGGUCACUCCAUGCUUCCCAGCCUGGCCUUGUGUUGUGAUUAAGAUUUGUUUCCAAGUUUGCUGAAAAUGUGUGGGGAAUAUAUAUAAUCUUGGUUUUUAAUAAAAUCUAUGCUAGUCAUCUUUUGAA
This is a messenger RNA of Anneissia japonica, 3294 nucleotides long. RefSeq names its product zinc finger protein 26-like. Gene Ontology annotation, molecular function: DNA-binding transcription factor activity, RNA polymerase II-specific; RNA polymerase II transcription regulatory region sequence-specific DNA binding. Gene Ontology annotation, biological process: regulation of transcription by RNA polymerase II. Bases 119 to 2266 code for a protein of 715 amino acids. The transcript has 2 exons. The record is from RefSeq and is a predicted model, not a curated record. NCBI's taxonomy places the organism in Eukaryota, Metazoa, Echinodermata, Crinoidea, Comatulida, Comatulidae. Gene Ontology annotation, cellular component: nucleus.